AUGUACCAGAAGUCAGAACUCACUGGAGAUCAGAUCCUUCAAAGUGCAGAGAAUCCGUAUGAGUGCAAUGAGUGUGGAAAAGCCUUUCACCAGCAAUUAUCUCUCACUAGGCAACAGAGACUCCACAAAAGGAAAAAAUCUUAUGAAUGUAAGGAGUGUGGAAAAGAGUUUCCUUGCAAGUCAAGCCUAGUCAUACAUCAGAGGAUCCAAACAGGGGAGAAACCUUAUGAAUGCAGGGAGUGUGGAAAAGGUUUUUCUCGUAAGUCAAACAUGAACACACAUCAUAGAUUGCACACUGGGGAAAAACCUUAUGAAUGUAGUGAGUGUGGAAAAGCUUUUAUUCAUAAGUCACUCCUCAUUAGGCAUCAGAAGAUCCACACUGGGGAAAAACCUUAUGAAUGCAGUGAGUGUGGAAAAGCUUUUAUUUCUAAGUCACACCUCAUUAGACAUCAGAGAAUCCACACUGGGGAGAAACGUUAUGAAUGUAGUGAGUGCGGAAAAGCUUUUAUUCAUAAGUCAAGCAUGAUCAUACAUCAGAGAAUCCACACUGGGGAAAAACCUUAUGAAUGUAGUGAGUGUGGAAAAGCUUUUUCUGAUAAGUCAAGCGUUAAGUCACAUCAGAGAAUCCACACUGGGGAAAAACGUUAUGAAUGUAGUGAGUGUGGAAAAGCUUUUAUUCGUAAGACACAUCUCAUUAGUCAUCAGAGAAUCCACACUGGGGAAAAACCUUAUGAAUGUAGUGAGUGUGGAAAUGCUUUUCUUCAUAAGUCAAACAUGAUCAUACAUCAGAGAAUCCACACUGGGGAGAAACCUUAUGAAUGUAGUGAGUGUGGAAAAGCAUUUAUUCGUAAGUCACACCUCAUUACUCAUCAGAGAAUCCACACUGGGGAAAAACCUUAUGAAUGUAGUGAGUGCAGAAAAGCUUUUCCUCGGAAGUCACACCUCAUUAGACAUCAGAGAAUUCACACUGGGAAAAAAAUUUAUGAAUGUAGGGAGUGUGGAAAAGCGUUUUCUCAUAACUCAAACCUAACCAUGUAUCAGAGAAUCCACACUGGGAAAAAAACUUACGAAGGUAGGGAAGGUGGAAUAUAUUUUCCCCAUAAGUCAAGCCUAAUCAUACAUCAGAAGGUUCAUAAAGGAGAAAAACCUUAUGAAUGCAGUGAGUGUGGAAAAGGUUUUUCUCAUAAGCCAUACCUCAUUGCACAUCAGAGAAUCCAUACAGCAGAGAAAACUUAUGAAUGUAAUGAGUGUGGAAAAGCUUUUACUCAGAAGUCAAAUCUCAUUAGACAUCAGAGAAUGCACACUGGGGAAAAACCUUAUGGAUGCAGUGAGUGUGGAAAAGCUUUUACUCAGAAGUCAAAUCUCAUUAGACAUCAGAGAAUGCACACUGGGGAAAAACCUUAUGAAUGUAGUGAGUGUGGAAAAGCUUUUAAUCAGAAGUCAAAUCUCAUUAGACAUCAGAGAAUCCACAGUGGGGAGAAGCCUUAUGAAUGUAGUGUGUGUCUAAAAGCCUUUACUUGCAAUUCAAAUUUUGUUCAGCAUCAGAGAAUGCACACAGGGGAAAAACCUUAUAAAUGUAAUGAGUGUGAGAUGGGUUUUUCUCGUGAGCCACACCUCAUUAGACAUCAGAGAAUCCACAGUAUGGGAAAACCUUAUGAAUGCAAUGAGUGUGUGAAAGCUUUUAAUCAGAAGUCGCACCUCAUUGCACAUCAGAAAAUCCACACUGGGGAAAACCUUAUGAAUAUAUAUUACCAAGAGAUCUACAAAUUAAUUUUUAAGUUCAAUCAGUUGGAUUUGGAAUAUGCCAACUGUCCCAGAUAA
Molecule: messenger RNA, 1821 nt
Organism: Ochotona princeps (American pika)
Lineage: Eukaryota; Metazoa; Chordata; Mammalia; Lagomorpha; Ochotonidae
Product: zinc finger protein 260-like
Biological process (GO): negative regulation of transcription by RNA polymerase II
Molecular function (GO): DNA-binding transcription repressor activity, RNA polymerase II-specific
Source: RefSeq, a predicted model, not a curated record